AUGGUGGAGAAGGAGAAGACUGCUCUGGAGGGAGAGAAGAACACAGCCGUAGAGUUCCUCACUCUGGAGAAUGAUAUCUUCAAACAAAAGAGCCAGCUCUGCCAGUACUAUGUGUGAGUACUACAACCACACAGUGUUGCCAUAUUUAGUGUUUUUUACUAACAAGAAAUCAGGUUAGAAAGAAUCUGGGAGGAAGGGUUGAUGCAGUUAACGCAGAUGGUAACUUUUUAGAAUUCAUAUGUCCUUGUUGACCAGAGUGUGAUUGUUUCUUUGUUGUCAGCCAUGAUCUCCAGAAGAGAGUGGCAAACAAAGAAGAGGAGAAGCAGAGGAUCCAAGACGACACCAAAGAGCUCACAGAGAAAAACAACAACAUCGCUGAGAAAAUGGAGAAGAAGAACCAAGACCUGAAAAACGUGGAGAAGUAGGCUUUUCAUUUUUUAUUUAUGUUAUUCAUGGCAAUUGAUACCAAAAGGACAAAUUGAUGAACAAAAUAUAGUCCUAAUGUAAAAUGAAUGUCAGUCUUCAGUGCAAUAAUGUUAUGAAAUGGAGAUUGUUCAUAGACCUGCUGGCGACCAGCGAUACAGAAAAGCAAAAUUAGCAGUAAUUUGUUUGAUUGCCAUUCAUAAUGUCAAUGUUGUGUGAUUUUUCUCUCAGGAAACAAGGCAAGCUGACCAAGUACAUUGAGGGCCAGAAGGAGAAGUUUACCCAGCUGGACCUGCAGGAUGUGGAGGUCCGAGAGAAACUGAAGCACACCAAGAGUAAGAUCAAGAAACUACAGAAACAACUGGAGAAGGACAAGGAGAAGGUGUGUGUUUAGGUGUGCAUGUGUCCCUUUUGCUGUGAACAUAAUUCAGGUCUCUGUAAUCGAGGCUUCAGUGAUUCCAUUUCGGGGGUAUCAUAUUGGGCAAUCUCUGUGUGUACAGGUGUAGCUCAUGGCGGCUCUCCAAAUCUAUACGUUAGGAGGCUGUGAUUGUGGCGAAUGUGCUACAUAACUUACCGGUCGUACUCAUAAACAAACACAAUGGUGCUCUGUCCUCUCAAGACAGGCCAGCACCAAUGACCUGACACUUCACUUUUAUUCUGUUGAUUUUGUCCCCUGGCCAAAGCGAAACACGGCCACUCGUAAUACAAUUUCCCUCCCUAUACAAACACAAGGCCUGUUGUACUGAGACCCGGAGAAGGCAUUGCUCAGGGAUUUACAGAUGACCUUAUUAGUAAUUGCCGUAUUGCGUAAUUAGACACAUUUCAUAUUUACUUGUAUCAAUGUCACAAAUAAACAAGUGUGUUCAUUUUUAUUACAGUAACUUGCUUGGGAUUGGCUCUGGGUGGGUGAGGGUGUGUAUCCCACUUUUGAAUAGAUUUUAAAAAUAUAUAUUCUGUGUCAUGAGGUCCCUCUUGAAUUUUUUUUUUUUUAUUGUUACAUUGCUGAGACUAAAAUGGAUUGAUAAAGUGGCUGGUAUACCUGAUUAUUUAAUAAGAGAAACUCCUCCAGUUAGCCACUAGGGUGUUGAACUCAAACACAAACCCUCCAAAGCUUGGCUCUCUGCUGCCUCUCACUCGCUUUCUCCCAUGCUCUCUUCUCUCUCUUCCAUGGGCUCCCUUUUCUCUCUCUCCCCACUCACACAUUCAAUAUGCUCGAAGUCUGUCUUCCUUUCUCUCCCCCUGUUCUGCUGCCUGUAUGAUACAGCACCAGUGGCUGUGAUUUGGCAGUGUGGUGUUGGGUUGUGGAGGCCGGGUAGAGCAGAGCAGGCCUCUGGGGAGCCGUGUUCUGCAGUGUGGUAGUGAAGUAUGGCCUUGUGUAACACUACCAGCAGCCACAUUCACUCUUCACCCACAGUUAACCCUGCUAGCUUGGCCGCCUCCACUCCCUCUUACCACCCUGCCCACUGGAGAGAGGUGCAGUUCACAUACUGCCUGCCAGUCUGAUGGAGGUGCUCCUUGGUCUUUCCUGGUUUUCUAAGGUUGUACCUCACCUAGAGUCUCAUCUCUCCUCUCUCUCAGCUGGAGGAGGUGCGUAACGUGCCGGCCAGCAGUGAAAAGACCAUCUCUGAGGCGUCCGCUCGCAGGGAGGAGUUGGAGAAACAGAAGGGGAAGGAGGAGGAGAAACUGAAGGAAGUGAUGGAGAGUCUGAAGGAGGAGACCAGUGGCCUGCAGCAGGAGAAGGAGGUGGGUGUCUUUCAUUAUCAGGAAUUGCUGAUUCAUUUGAAGUAGGAAACACUAUUCCUGAUUAAUUGAAUUUGACCGGUAUCUUCUCCCCCUGGUAUUCUAUGUUUUCUGAUCACAUAAUAGAGUGUCUAUUAUUCCCAUGACUCCGUCCCCAGACUAAGGAGAAGGAGCUGAUGGAGCUGAGUAAGGCCGUGAACGAGACCCGCUCCCGUCAGGACGUGGCCCAGUCUGAGCUGGACAUCUACCUGAGUCGCCACAACACCGCUCUGACCCAGCUGAACAUGGCCAAGCAGUCCCUGCAGACCACCUCCGACACGCUGAGAGACCGCCGCGCCGCCAUCGAAGAGCUGCAGGUCAAAAUACCCCAGUGUGAGCAGGAGCUCAAGAAGGUAUGUUGGUGUGUCUGUGGGAGGGUCUCAAGCGUCGAGCUGUUCUUAAGGUUAGGGGUGGACUAUGGGAUUUGUAGCAGUAUGAUGGAUGUAUUUCAGGUGUGUGGAUGACCGUGUGCUGCCCUUGCUGACCAUGUAUCUCUAUCUGCUUCAGGAUGAGGCGGAGCUGGAGCAGCUGCUGCAAGCAGACGGUCAGGCCAGGGAGCUGGUGAAGGACAUGAGGCAGAAGGUGGAGGAGGCCAAGAGCUCCCUGUCCUCUAACCGCAGCCGGGGGAAGGUGCUGGACGCCCUCAUGCAGCAGAAGAGGAGCGGCAAGAUCCCUGGCAUCCUGGGACGACUGGUGAGGACCAUGUGCAUGUAUAGACUACACCAGGGGUGUCAACCUCAUUCCAUGGAGGGCCUAGUGUCUGCUGGUUUUGGUUUUUCCUUUCAAUUAAGACCUAGACCUGUGGUUCCCAAACUGUGGGGUGCGAGGGGUCUGCAGGGGGGGGGCGCGGGGGUCCGGCUUUCAACCUACUCUUAAAAGUUGUAAUGGUAGAAUGCACAAGGUGCAAUUUCGAAAUUGGGUAGUACAUCAUCGGUUUUCCUCUUGUCAUUGCAUACCUUAGAGUUAUUUAUAACUUGUCAGAAAUGUCCAGAUCAACUAGCUCAUGUCAGCUAAUGUAUUUUAGCUAGAUGUUUUAGACCAUAGAUUUUGUUGUAACGUUUGUCACUCAAAUAUCACGACUAAACAUUAGAACAUUUGCUUUAAAAUGGCCACAUUUUCUCUGCACUGCAUGACAAUGUGUAGAAUUGCAGGAAAUAAGCUUUAAACCUGCAAAAGGUUUUCUCCGCCAACAAGAGGGGUGUGAACAGUUUGUGGCAUGAGAAGUGCUCAUAGAAAUAGACGUGGCGUGCCAGCGCGGGAUUUUCCCCAAUGCUGGAAGGGGGGCCUGAGUGAAAAAGUUUAGGAACCCCUGACCUAGACAACCAGUUGCUUUAAUUAAUCAAUCAAGUACAAGGGAGGAGCAAAAACCCGCAGACACUAGGCCCUCUGUGGAAUUAGUUUGACACAUGGGCUACACAGAUGACAUGUGGCAGCUGAGAGAUGCACACACUCAGUGAGACUGUGUUCUUGUCCCUACAGGGUGACCUUGGGGCCAUUGAUGAGAAGUAUGACAUCGCCAUCUCGUCCAGCUGUGGCUCUCUGGACAACAUCCUGGUGGACAGCAUCGACACAGCCCAGAAAUGUGUCAACUUCCUCAAGGCCCAGAAUAUCGGUGUGGCCACCUUUAUCGGCCUGGACAAGGUGAGGACAACUCCAACACCUGGGGCCUCAUUUAUCAAUAUUACGUAGAAACUAUACACAUAGUGUAAUUUAUCAAACAAUCCUACAAGCAUCAUACCCACACCGGUAGGAAAGAACCACUGAUAAAUACCAAUUGUUCUCAGUGUUCGUGCAAGACCUUGGCUAUUUGCAUUUCGAAAAGCCCAUAAUUAACCAUAUAUGAUCAAAAUCAUCCCUUCAAAGCCUGUGGGAAAUAUACAAUGCCGUACCUUAAAACACAACGGUGCAACCAAAAAAAAGCUACAAUUUAUAUUUUUCUGAGACUGAAAUGGAGGUGCUAGUGUCAGUUUGAGUACAACCAAAAGGUUUUAUUUGGCUCGUUCAGUUGUGGCUUGACCAGUAAAAAUAAAAACAUUGCUACAAAGAGAGGACCAUUAGGACACUUGAAGUUGCUUUAGCAAUGGCAAAUAUAGGCAACACUCACCAAUAUGCCAUCCAUCCUUAACAGCUCCCUCCUGUAGGUGUUUAGACCAACAUUUCUGUUCUGCAGAAUGAACGAGUCGUGCGUUCCACUUGCCACCGCAUUCAGCAGCGUCUUUUGCGCAUCACAUAACCUAUUAACUACACAUUAAGAGUGGAAACCUUCUCUUCACAUAGUUGAAAUCAUUUUGGGAUGGUUAUUUUAUGGCGGUGGGUGCCGUCUAUUGCUCCUUUUGUAUUUGGGAACCCAUUGAUGGAUCAUGUCAAAGAAACCCCUCUUGACUUCAGACUCUUGUGCGAUGGUGUAUGGAAAUUGUAUGCCUUACUGUUUGUUUUGCUGACGAUUGCAUCCAAAACAUGGGCUCAUCAAGGGCUGUGAGAUGCCGCUUGGCAAGCUCCCGUUGAAAAGUGCCCGUUGCCAAAACCCUGAGGGUGGAUAGUACUUGGAUGUGCACCGGAAUGGCAUGCUUUUGCCUUUUCAAGCAGGUCUCAAAUCCUCGCCAAAAAAUUGGUUUUGGGAAACAAUAUCUGAUGAGCCAAUCUGUACUGUCAAAAAAAUGUUUUGUCCCACCUGUCUCUAAAAACACGCUCUGCGAAAUACAGCCUGUGACUCUCAUUGCAUUUCCCGUUCUGUCUUUUAUAGUAUUUAAACAAUGGUUUCAAUUUCACACAUGCCUCUAAUUUAACAAAUUACGGUACUUUAUAUGGAUUAUUAUCAUAACAAAUGCACUGAUGUGGUCAUAUUAUAUGAUAUAGCUAGCCUGUCAAGAUAUGUUGCAUGAAUUCACAAUAGAAAUACAAUUAAAUUGAAAAAUGAUUGAAUUAUUACUUACAUUUUCAACAUAUAUUUUCCCCAUUCUACGCUUGACAAGCAGUUCCCUUAAUCCAUCACUUGGCACUGUGCGUACCCAUGGUCUCACCAUGCGUACCCAUGGUAAAUGGUAAAUUUAGACACUCAAGCAAACGUUCAUAUUGAUAAAUCUCACACUUUGUGUAGAAAUGAUCCCACGCAUGGUUUACGCACAGAUUUGUGCCUACGCAUGGUUGAUAAAUUAAAUUAGGUUUAACACUGGUCACGCUUAACCUCGCUCGCAGAAAUUACUAUGUUGCAGGCUACACUUUGUCAGUUCUAGAAAAUGAUCUGGCUCAAUUUGAGCUUUGCUACAGUGAACCCCAGCCUAACUUCACUAGGCAUUCUCUCUCUAAUGGGUUUGCUGCAGAGACAACUGGUACAAAGCCUUUACACUCAAAUAGAACACCCUACAAGAUGUAUUAUGUUGUUGCCGCAAGCCCAUUUGUAUGUCCCACAUUGUAGCUAACACUGACAUCCACUCUCUUCCUGUCUCAGAUGAAGGUGUGGGAGAAUAAGAUGGGGCCCAUCUCCACCCCAGAGAACAUCCCCCGUCUGUUUGACAUGGUGCGGGUGCAGGACGAGAGUAUGAAGCCAGCCUUCUACUUUGCCCUGAGGGACACCCUGGUGGCCAAGGAUCUGGAGCAGGCAACACGCCUCGCCUUCCAGAAGGACAAGCGCUGGAGGGUAGUCACCAUGCAGGGACAGAUCAUAGAGAUGGCUGGUGGGUAGACCGAGCGGUAGCUCAUCUCUUCCCAGUGUCUCUCUAUAGAUGGUCUAUAUGGAUGACAUGUCUGACACUAUGCUCUGUCCCAUACCAGGCACCAUGACUGGAGGCGGAGGGAGAGUGAUGCGGGGUAGGAUGGGCACCUCCAUCGGCACCGAGGUCACCCAGCAGGAGGUGAGAGAUCUUCUGGACACUCCUCAAGAGCUUUCUCUGGCCUACAAUCACUGAUAUGGCUCACUUUAAGCUCUGCUGUGGUUAAUAACCUACUGUCUUCUUUUUGUGUGUCAGCUGGACCGUAUGGAGAGCAAGCUGAAUGAGAAGGUGGUGCAGCUGCAGGUCUGCCAGGAGAGGAAGCUGCAGCUUGAGGAGAAAGUCCAAAGACUCAGACAGCAGCUCAGAGACAUGAAGAACACCCUGGAGAAAUACACCAACAGCAUGCAGGUUACACACACACACACACACACAGAGUAUACAGAUGUGAAAUGUAUUCGAUAUUGGUGUAAUUCUUGUUCAUUAGACUUGUUUAGGCAAAGCUGAAUGUAUGUGAGGCUGGCAGUGUUGUAGUCGAGCAACUAAACAUCUGAGUCGAGUCACGAGUCCCUAUGGCUGAGUCCGAGUCACAAGUCCCUAUGGCUGAAGUCAUUUUUAAUACAUAAUGUUUACUUUGCAGUUCGUUGGUUCCGGUCUUCUCUAUUUUUCUGUUACAUAUUUGACAUUGUGCCACUCGUUGCACCAUCUGCGGAAAAACUUUGGAAAGCAAAACUAAUGAUUUGGAUGUAUUUGGUAUUUUGGUUACUGAGUGUUUUGCUUGCUCGUACUGCUGGCUUGCUUCUCGUCUUGCUAGAUUCGCCCCUCUAUUGAUUUGGCUCGGAUUUGGUAGAAGAAAUGUGCCCACCAACAACUAUUGGCGGACUGGCGGGAAGAUUUUCAUGUGAAGUAACGCAAAGAUGUCUACUGUUGCCCAAUGGUCAUAAUUGCCUGCAAUAUGCAAUAGCCUAUGAAACACAGAAGUCUUUCAUACACAGGCUCACACACAUUUUAUUUGAAUAUAGGCCUAAUGUUCAAUAGUUACAGUACCAGUCAAAAGUUUGGACACACCUACUCAUUCAAGGAUUUUUCUUUAUUUUUUACUAUUUUCUACAUUGUAGAAUAAUAGUGAAGACAUCAAAACUAUGAAAUAACACAUAUGGAAUCAUGUAGUAACCAAAAAAGUGUUAAACAAAUCCAAAUAUAUUUUAUAUUUGAGAUUCUUCAAAUAGCCACCCAUUGAUGACAGCUUUGUACACUCUUGGUAUUCUCUCAACCAGCUUCAUGAGGUAGUCACCUGGAAUGAAUUUCAAUUAACAGGUGUGCCAUGUUAAAAGUUUAUUUGUGGAAUUUCUUUCCUUAAUGCGUUUGAGCCAAUCAGUUGUGUUGUGAAAAGGUAGGGGGUUAUACAGAAGAUAGCCCUAUUUGGUAAAAGACUAAGUCCAUAUUAUGGCAUGAACAGCUCAAAUAAGCAAAGAGAAACAAGUCCAUCAUUACUUUAAGACAUGAAGGUCAGUCAAUACGGAAAAUGUCAAAAACUUCAAAAGUUUCUUCCAAGUGCAGUCGCAAAAACCAUCCAGCGCUACGAUGAAACUGGCUCUCAUGAGGACCGCCACAGGAAUGGAAGACCCAGAGUUACCUCUGCUGCAGAGGAUAAGUUCAUUAGAGUUACCGGCCUCAAAUUGCAGCCCAAAUAAAUGCUUCGCAGAGUUCAAGUAACAGACACAUCAAUUGUUCAGAGGGGACUGUAUGAAUCAGGCCUUCAUGGUCAAAUUGCUGCAAAGAAACCACUACUAAAGGACACCAAUAAGAAGAAGAGACCUGCUUGGGCCAAGAAACACGAGCAAUUGACAUUAGAUCGGUGGAAAAUUGUCCUUUGGUCUGGUGUCCAAAUUGGAGAGUUUUGGUUCCAACCGCUGUGUCUUUGUGAGACGCGGUGUGGGUGAACGGAUGAUCUCCGCAUGUGUAUUUCCCACCGUUAACACCUCCUCCUCCAUGCUUAUGUUGUGGGGGUGCUUUGCUGGUGACACUGUCUGUGAUUUAUUUAGAAUUCAAGGCACACUUAACCAGCAUGGCUACCACAUCAUUCUGCAGCGAUACUCCAUCGCAUCUGGUUUGGGCUUAGUGGGACUGUCAUUUGUUUUUUAACAGGACAAUGACCCAACACACCUCCAGGCUGUGUAAGUGCUAUUUUACCAAGGAGAGUGAUGGAGUGCUGCAUCAGAUGACCUGGCCGCCACAAUCCCCUGACUUCAACCCAAUUGAGAUGGUUUGGGAUGAGUUGGACCGCAGAGAGUGAAGGAAAAGCAGCCAACAAGUGCUCAGCAUAUGUGGGAGCUCCUUUAAGACUGUUGGAAAAGCAUUCCAGGUGAAGCUGGUUGAGAGAAUGCCAAGAGUGUGCAAAGCUGUCAUCAAGGUAAAGGGUGGCUAUUUGAAGAAUCUCAAAUAUAAAAUAUAUUUUGAUUUGUUUAACACUUUUUUUGUUUACUACAUGAUUCAAUAUGUGUUUAUUAUUCUACAAUGUAAAAAUAAAGAACAACCCUUGAAUGAGUAGGUGUCCAAACUUUUGACUGUUAGUGUAUGGCAAAUCAGUAAUUGUUUUGAAGGGGUAAAUGGUCUCUAGAUGGAAUUGGCAAUUGCUCCUGUCAGAUUGACCAGAUUGCAAUAAUUGUAACAGGCGCUCAGGUACUUUUUUGUAAUUGCCCUCUGAUACUUUUGUAGGUUUUUUAUUGCAGAGUGAAAAGUAAAGGGAGACUUGUCAGAACCUGGCCAUGGGAUGCAGGGGGGAAAGACUGUUUUUUACUUUUAAACUCAAUACUAUUGUUUUCAUUUUCGUAAAGAAGUUUGUUUCUUAAACAGGCAAGCUAAAUAGUAGGCUGGUGACUGGUGGUUACAGGGAAGCAAGAGUCACUUGCGCAAUGUGUAGCCUGCCUGUCGCCCACACUCAUCGCUUGCUCCCCCGCAGUUCACCAGCUGAUGUAGGUUGUGUGUGCCGGUGUGGUGCGUCCUUCCAACUGAUAGAGAACCGAACUCUUGCUGUUCUGUGCACCAAGUGCUGCUAAUAUUCUGCCUGUCGAGUCCACGUGCAAAUACAAGUCACGGGAAGGCGAGUCCAAGUCAGAAGUCAUGAAAAUCUGGACUUGAGUCAGAGUCCUGGAUUAGAGUACUACAACACUGGAGGCUGGUGAUUGCAGGUGAGGCUGUGGUUGACCGUGUGUGUUUCUUCGCUCAGAGCUUGGCAGAGCAGGAGGCUCACCUGAAGCCUCAGAUUAAAGAGCUGGAGGCCAAUGUCCUGGCUGCUGCUCCCGACAAGAACAAACAGAAACAGUUGGAGAAGAGCCUGAAGGACUUCCAGAAAGGUGAGACCUUUGAACCCCAAAUGUAACUUUAUGAAGGGAAGUUACUUAGAAAUUGCAGGCUACACUCUGUGUCAGUUCUAGUCUUCAGGACAAUGAUCUGGCUCAAUUUGAGCUUUGCUACAGUAAACUCCAGUCUGACUCCACUAGGCAUUCUCUCUCAUGGGCUUGCUGCGGAGACAACUGGUACAUACAACUAGGGGUGUGCUGAUCUCAUCAUACUUGUAAUCUUAUCAGUUUUAUCAUACUUGAUACUCAUAAUCGUAUUUACUUGUGAUCGGAAAACCCGGAAGUCAAUCAAUCAAUCAAUUUUAUUUUAUAUAGCCCUUCGUACAUCAGCUAAUAUCUCGAAGUGCUGUACAGAAACCCAGCCUAAAACCCCAAACAGCUAGUAAUGCAGGUGUAGAAGCACGGUGGCUAGGAAAAACUCCCUAGAAAGGCCAAAACCUAGGAAGAAACCUAGAGAGGAACCAGGCUAUGAGGGGUGGCCAGUCCUCUUCUGGCUGUGCCGGGUGGAGAUUAUAACAGAACCAUGUCAAGAUGUUCAAAAAUGUUCAUAAGUGACAAGCAUGGUCAAAUAAUAAUCAGGAAUAAAUCUCUGUUGGCUUUUCAUAGCCGAUCAUUAAGAGUUGAAAACAGCAGGUCUGGGACAGGUAGGGGUUCCAUAACCGCAGGCAGAACAGUUGAAACUGGAAUAGCAGCAAGGCCAGGCGGACUGGGGACAGCAAGGAGUCACCACGGCCGGUAGUCCCGACGUAUGGUCCUAGGGCUCAGGUCUCUCAGUUGGCUUUUCAUAGCCGAUCAUUAAGAGUUGAAAACAGCAGGUCUGGGACAGGUAGGGGUUUCGUAACCGCAGGCAGAACAGUUGAAACUGGAAUAGCAGCAAGGCCAGGCGGACUGGGGACAGCAAGGUGUCAGCAUGCCCGGUAGUCCUGACGUAUGGUCCUAGGGCUCAGGUUCUCAGAGAGAAAGAGAGAACGAGAGAAUUAGAGAGAGCAUACUUAAAUUCACACAGGACACUGGAUAAGACAGGAGAAGUACUCCAGGUAUAACCAACUAACCCCAGCCCCCCGACACAAACUACUGCAGCAUAAAUACUGGAGGCUGAGACAGGAGCGGUCCGGAGACACUGUGGCCCCAUCCGAAGAAACCCCCGGACAGGGCCAAACAGGAAGGAUAUAACCCCACCCACUCUGCCAAAGCACAGCCCCCGCACCACUAGAGGGAUAUCCUCAACCACCAACUUACAAUCCUGAGACAAGGCCGAGUAUAGCCCACAGAGGUCUCCACCACAGCACAAACCAAGGGGGGGCGCCAACCCAGACAGGAAGAUCACGUCAGUAACUCAACCCACUCAAGUGACGCACCCCUCCUAGGGACGGCAUGAAAGAGCACCAGCAAGCCAGUGACUCAGCCCCUGUAACAGGGUUAGAGGCAGAGAACCCCAGUGGAGAGAGGGGAACCGGCCUGGCAGAGACAGCAAGGGCUGUUCGUUGCUCCAGAGCCUUUCCGUUCACCUUCACACUCCUGGGCCAGACUACACUCAAUCAUAUGACCUACUGAAGAGAUAAGUCUUCAGUAAAGACUUAAAGGUUGAGACCGAGUCUGCGUCUCUCACAUGGGUAGGCAGACUGUUCCAUAAAAAUGGAGAUCUAUAGGAGAAAGCCCUGCCUCCCGCUGUUUGCUUAGAAAUUCUAGGGACAAUUAGGAGGCCUGCGUCUUGUGACCGUAGCGUACGUAUUGGUAUGUACGGCAGGACCAACUCGGAAAGAUAGGUAGGAGCAAGCCCAUGUAACGCUUUAUAGGUUAACAGUAAAACCUUGAAAUCAGCCCUUGCCUUAACAGGAAGCCAGUGUAGGGAAGCUAGCACUGGAGUAAUAUGAUCAAAUUUCUUGGUUCUAGUCAGGAUUCUAGCAGCCGUAUUUAGCACUAACUGAAGUUUAUUUAGUGCUUUAUCCGGGUAGCCGGAAAGUAGAGCAUUGCAGUAGUCUAACCUAGAAGUAACAAAUGCAUGGAUUAAUUUUUCUGCAUCAUUUUUGGACAGAAAAUUUCUGAUUUUUGCAAUGUUACGUAGAUGGAAAAAAGCUGUCCUUGAAACAGUCUUGAUAUGUUCGUCAAAAGAGAGAUCAGGGUCAAGAGUAACGCCGAGGUCCUUCACAGUUUUAUUUGAGACGACUUUACAACCAUCAAGAUGAAUUGUCAGAUUUAACAGAAGAUCUCUUUGUUUCUUGGGACCUAGAACAAGCAUCUCUGUUUUGUCCGAGUUUAAAAGUAGAAAGUUUUCAGCCAUCCACUUCCUUAUGUCUGAAACACAGGCUUCUAGCGAGGGCAAUUUUGGGGCUUCACCAUGUUUCAUUGAAAUGUACAGCUGUGUGUCAUCCGCAUAGCAGUGAAAGUUAACAUUAUGUUUUCGAAUAACAUCCCCAAGAGGUAAAAUAUAUAGUGAAAACAAUAGUGGUCCUAAAAUGGCACCUUGAGGAACACCGAAAUGUACAGUUGAUUUGUCGGAGGACAGACCAUUCACAGAGACAAACUGAUAUCUUUCCGACAGGUAAGAUCUAAACCAGGCCAGAACUUGUCCGUGUAGACCAAUUUGGGUUUCCAGUCUCUCCAAAAGAAUGUGGUGAUCGAUGGUGUCAAAGGAAGUGUGCUUUAAAUGCCGGUAAAGCCUAUACCUUAAGUGCACUAUCACUCAGAGUGCAUCGCUAUGCUCCUUCACUCAUUCACAUAUUGUUCAAAUCAAAGAAAUGAUCUCAACAGCUGAAAAUGCACAUGAUUUACUUACUUAGUCCUAUUAAAUUAUCAAUGAAAUAGGCUAAUAAAUAAUGUAUGACUGGCUACUGCUGCCUGCAUUUAUUCCAGACACAGAUUUAGGUAAUUUGCUUGCCCCAUAUAUUGUUUCACUUUCGAAGAGUGCAAAACUUUUCUCUCCUGACACUUACAGCUCAACCUACACCCCGCCCAUUUCUUUACAGACAGCCGAACUUGCCAACUGAGUUAUUUAGAGUGCACAGCGCUUCACACUUUCAAUAGUGUGCAACCCACAAUUCCCAUUGGUUCAUUCAUGUACAACCCGUCCCUGCCUGUUGUUCAUCAGUAGACUGUCUGUGGGAAAACGGUCUGCUAGCACAGCAGGCGGGAGCGACAGUGUGCUAACUUGCUAGUUAGCAACACCGUGUGCUAGCUUGCUUGUUAGCAUGCUGUAUACCGGAGUACUCCUUAGGACUAGCAGGCACAGUGUCAUUCGUGCCCUCCUGCCAAACUAUACUGGAGCGCCCCUGCCUCCUGCCUAUGUACUGGAGUCAUAGUUUUAAAAUGGACCAAUAGAAGUAUAAAGAGGGAUUCCUGCAGAGUGACAGUGAGAUGCGUUCUGGCAGCUGAAAAUUACUUUUCCCCGAUCACGGAUAAUUACAAACAAAAAAAUCGUAUUCGGAAGAUUCUCUAUCCGUUACGAUACUGGUUUUGUCAGAGUACUCGGCACACCCCUAAUACACAGUUGCCCCCACUUGACCUUUGAGGCUUAACACCCACUCCUGUCUCACGUAUAAAAAAAUGUAUCUUUCCCUCCUCUCUCUCUGUCAGACUUUGAGGCAGCCUCCAGUAAGGCAGGGAAGGUGGAGGCUGAGGUGAAGAGGCUCCACACCCUCAUCGUGGACAUCAACAGCCACAAGCUGAAGGCCCAGCAGGACAAACUGGACAAGGUCAACAAGGAGCUGGACGACUGCUCCUCAGCCAUCACCAAGGCCCAGGUGGCCAUCAAGACCGCAGGGCGGUAAGUGUUUAUACACGUGUGCACACAUUCAGCUACCAUCUGGCAAAGGCUUCUGGUUGUGAAUUUAUUAGCUGGGACUUAUCUGAGCUUUUCCCUAAUGGCUGCUGCUCCCCUCCCUCCCCACAGUAACCUGAAGAAGUGUGAAGAGGGUGUAAGUCGCCUGGAGGGAGAGCUGGAGGAGAAUGAGAAGAGCCUAGGAGAGCUGAUGGAGCAUCUGAAGAGGCUAGAGGAGGAGGCUGGGGAGAUCAUGAAGGCCUGCCAGGAGGCUGAGGCGGCACUGCCGGAGGUACAGGAGCAGCACCAGGGGGUGGUGAGGGAGAUCAAGGCCCUGCAGGAGCAGGAGCACGCUCUACAGGAGGAGUCUCUCAGCGUACGCCUCCGGGUGGAGCAGAUAGACACCUCCAUCACCGAACACACCAACAAGAUCAAACACUGGCAGAGAGAGGUGGGUGGCAGGGCUUUGUGUUUUGUGUGAGAUUCACACAUGCUUUGUUGUUACCCUGUUGGUUUGGUGUGUGUCUAGAGGUCUACCAAACAGUCUGCUAGUUGCAGUGCAUCAUUUUUUACAUUUUAGUCAUUUUUAGCAGACGCUCUUAUCCAGAGCGACUUACAGGAGCAAUUAGGGUUAAGUGCCUUGCUCAAGGGCACAUCGACAGAUUUUUCACCUAGUCGGCUCGGGUAUUAGAACCAGCGACCUUUCGGUUACUGGCACAACGCUCUUACCCACUAAGCUACCUGCCGCCCAUCAGCUAGUUGCAUUACCUGGGGAACAGUAUCAUCUGACAGACAGACCCAUAUUUUUCCUCCUCUCUUCUCUGCUAUUUACAUUUGUCAUUUAGCAGAUGCUCUCAUCCAGAGCGACUUAGUUAUUCCAUUCAUCUUAAGAUAGCUAGGUGGGACAACCACAUAUCAGUCAUAGUAAGUACAUUUUCCCUCAAAGUAGCUAGGACUGACCAGCUGUGUCCUGUCCUACACAGGCCUCUAAGCUCUCCCUUCAUGCCAUUGAGGACAAACCAGCGGAGGCGCUGCCCGUGCUGACCCUUGCUGACCUGGCGGCCAUCAAGGGGCCUGACGUCAUCACCAACCAAAUCUCCCUGCUGGAGGCCCGCUGUGCACAGAUGAAGCCCAACCUGGGAGCCAUCGCAGAGUACAAGAAGAAGGUACACACCCAGCUCUCUCUAGGUCUAACCAAGCACCUUGACACACAGUUUUUACUCUUCUUGUCUGCUCUCUCAAGUUUCUUUCCCUCUAAGAGAAGGUCAUCAUUGGGUCAUUUCUCUCUGUAGGAGGAACUGUACCUGAAGCGUGUGGCUGAGCUGGAUGAGAUCACCACAGAGCGAGACAACUUCAAGCGCGGCUGUGAGGACCUGCGCAAACAGAGGCUCAACGAGUUCAUGGCUGGCUUCAACAUCAUCACCAACAAGCUGAAGGAGAACUACCAGAUGCUGACACUAGGGGGUGAUGCUGAGCUGGAGCUAGUCGACAGCCUGGACCCCUUCUCUGAGGGCAUCAUGUUCAGGUCAGCAGACACUGGCCCAGCUGGCUGUUUUUGACAUUUUUGUAUCCAUGAUUUGUGAAGAUGGGUCUUUCAAUCAUUUGAUUUUUGGACUUCUUUGUACAUAAUUAAAAUUGACCUAGCCCCAACCUGGUUUCCCCUUUCUCUUCAUUUCAUUGUUGUAUUCAAUAAAUCUAUGAAUGACUCUUACUCAUCAUCUUCUCUCUGUCCGUGGCCACAGUGUGCGUCCCCCUAAGAAGAGCUGGAAGAAAAUCUUCAACCUGUCUGGAGGAGAAAAGACCCUGAGCUCUCUGGCCCUGGUAUUUGCUCUGCACCACUUCAAGCCCACGCCUCUCUACUUCAUGGAUGAGAUUGAUGCAGCCCUGGACUUUAAGAAUGUCUCCAUCGUGGCCUGUUACAUUUAUGUGAGUAUUUCACAUGCUCGCAUGCACACACAGCAGUUCCUGUGAACUCUAUUCCACAUGGAACAGCUUUGAAUAGUAAUUGCCAUUCUACUCAUUGUAUGUUGCUGUGCUUCUUGUUGACUCAGUGAGGGACAUGGGGUCAGCCCAUCUGUGUUAAUCGUUGUUGUGUAAUGGGAGAUUAUUGGAGGAGCUGUGGUAAGGUGUAAAGCCUAUUCUGAGAAAUCCCCUGUUUUGCAAAGCCCUCUUUUGGCAGCAUGUUGGUCCAUUGUUUUUUCCUGUCAAGGCGGUUGGUGGUUAAUUAUUCCCAGGCCACUAUUUUAAGAGCUUAACUCACAUAAGUACAGGAAAAAUACUUGAGAUUUGCAGCCUUUGAUUUCCCAUUGAAUGUUAAUUUAUUUCCCUACUCCCUCUCUCUCCAGGAGCAAACCAAGAACGCUCAGUUCAUCAUAAUCUCCCUGAGGAACAACAUGUUUGAGAUUGCUGACCGUCUGAUCGGCAUCUACAAAACCCACAACACCACCAAAAGCGUGGGAAUCAACCCUAAAACCAUUGUCUUCAAAGAGCCAAUCUCAGUUUAG
Molecule: messenger RNA, 15532 nt
Organism: Coregonus sp. 'balchen'
Lineage: Eukaryota; Metazoa; Chordata; Actinopteri; Salmoniformes; Salmonidae
Source: the annotation of a GenBank genome assembly